Molecule: messenger RNA, 1879 nt
Organism: Tinamus guttatus (white-throated tinamou)
Lineage: Eukaryota; Metazoa; Chordata; Aves; Tinamiformes; Tinamidae
Gene: COL25A1
Product: collagen type XXV alpha 1 chain
Source: RefSeq, a predicted model, not a curated record
CUAUGAGCACUUGGCAAAAAUAAGAGUAGCAAGAGACGCGCCUCCAGAGUGCAACUGCCCACCAGGUCCUCCGGGGAAACGAGGUAAGCGAGGCAGAAGAGGAGAGACUGGACCUCCUGGUCAACCUGGUCCUCAAGGCCCUCCUGGUCCAAAAGGAGAGAAGGGAGAUCAAGGUGAUCAGGGCCCUCGGAUGGUGUUUCCUAAAAUCAAUCAUGGGUUUCUCUCUGCUGAUCAGCAGCUCAUUAAACGCCGCCUCAUUAAGGGGGACCAAGGACAAGCUGGACCCCCUGGGCCUCCAGGGCCUCCAGGACCCAGAGGUCCCCCAGGAGAUACCGGCAAAGAUGGUCCUCGAGGGAUGCCUGGCGUACCGGGUGAGCCAGGAAAGCCAGGUGAACAAGGAUUGACAGGACCUCAGGGGCCUGCAGGACAAAAGGGUUCUGUUGGAGUGCCUGGUGUACCAGGGAGAGACGGGCAAGUGGGUGAACCAGGUUUGCCUGGUGUAGCAGGAGAGAAGGGAGCCACAGGGCUUAAGGGUGACCCUGGAGAGAGAGGAGAAAAGGGUGAUGCUGGAGAAAAUGGACCCAAGGGUGACACAGGAGAAAAGGGUGAUCCUGGUUCUUCUGCUGCAGGAAUUAAGGGUGAACCUGGUGAAUCUGGACGGCCUGGACAAAAGGGUGAACCAGGCCUUCCUGGGCUUCCUGGACUCCCUGGGAUAAAGGGUGAACCAGGUUUUAUUGGUCCGCAAGGAGAGCCUGGGUUACCAGGGCUGCCAGGAACGAAGGGUGACAAAGGGGAUACAGGCCCUUCUGGAAAGGGUGAGCGAGGUGACCCUGGAGUUCCUGGACCAAAGGGGAGAACAGGUGAAGCUGGAUCUAGAGGCCCCAAAGGGUCAAAGGGUGAUACAGGUGGCAAAGGUGACACAGGAUCUGUAGGUCCACGGGGGCCACCUGGGCAGAAAGGUGACCAAGGUACAACGGAGAUAAUUGAUUAUAAUGGCAAUAUCCAUGAAGCUCUGCAGAGGAUUACCACCCUAACUGUCACGGGUCCACCAGGACCACCAGGACCCCAAGGACUGCAAGGGUCAAAGGGUGAACCAGGAUCCCCAGGAACUCCAGGAGUUGAUGGGGAGCAGGGUCCUAAAGGCUCAAAAGGGGAUACAGGUGAACCUGGAAUGCCUGGAGAAAAGGGCAGAAUUGGACUGCCUGGCUUGCCAGGUUCCACUGGUAUGAAAGGUGAAAAAGGAGAUACUGGUUUGCCUGGUGCCCAAGGCCAUUCGAUCGUAGGACCACCUGGACCAGCAGGGCCACACGGUCCUCCAGGCCCUAUGGGACCUCAUGGACUGCCUGGCCCAAAGGGUGUAGAUGGCCCCACUGGUCCCUACGGCCCUGCAGGUCCUAAAGGGGAGAGAGGUGAAAAGGGAACUGCUGGUGAUCCCGGACCCAGAGGACCAUAUGGCUUGCCUGGCAGAGAUGGCGAGCCUGGCCUUGAUGGUUUUCCUGGUCCUCGAGGAGAAAAGGGUGAUAUAGGAGAAAAGGGAGAAAAGGGAUUCCGUGGAAUUAAGGGGGAAAAAGGGGAGCCAGGCCAGCCUGGCCUGGAUGGGCUGGAUGCCCCUUGCCAAUUGGGUCCUGAUGGAUUACCAAUGCCUGGCUGUUGGCAAAAGUGAUGACUCUAACCUUACAAGCAUGAAGUUGUGUAUAGUGCUCCACUUUUUGUAUUUAUAGUUGAAAACUGAAAAUUUGAUUUUACAAGUCUGAGAUAUGUUUACAUGUAGCUGCUUCUACUUGUUUGCAGUAGUCCAUGUGUACAUUUUCUUUCCACUUACAUCUGCAGUUAGAUGUUACAUAACUGCAGGAGAAACCUGCAAGACUCUCUUGAGAGA